Balearica regulorum gibbericeps (East African grey crowned-crane) is the source of this 1194-nucleotide messenger RNA. The record is from RefSeq and is a predicted model, not a curated record. NCBI's taxonomy places the organism in Eukaryota, Metazoa, Chordata, Aves, Gruiformes, Gruidae.
AUGUCUCGCUUCUUAGACAGCGUUUCCACCAUCAUCGGCGUCUUUCACAAAUAUGCAAAGGAAGAUGGAGACUGCUCCAACCUCAGCCGAAGGAAGAUGAAAGAGUUCAUCCAGAGGGAGUUUGCAGAUUCCAUAGCUAAGCCACAUGACCUUCAGACGAUUGACAAGAUUCUGCAGUUUCUGGAGUGGGAUGGUGAUGGGGAAAUAGAUUUUAAUGAGUUCCUGCUUCUGGUGUUCAAAGUGGCUAAGGCCUGCUACUGGUACCUGCCGAAGGGACCAUGCCUUCUGCAAAGAACAAAGCUGACAACCAGUGGCAAGUCACUUCGAGAGCCUGAAAUUAAGAAUGGAGGGAGCCGUUGGCAGCUCCAGGAGGAGGAAAGACAAACCUGUGAGAGUAAUCAUCAUUCCCCCUGUGACUCUCAGCUGCAACGAGACACCAGGGUCAGCGAACUUGAAGCACUAGAGGAGAUAAGGAGUCAUCACCAGCAACAUAACACACAAAGCACAAACAAUGCAAAACGAAGCAGCGACCAGGAGGAGCCAAUCACUCAGGUAUACGAAGAACGAAGCCAAAGGCCAUACAACCAACGGAACAAUCAGAGAAGACGUCAACCACCAGAGCCAGACAGACGAGGAGAUGCACAACUCUGCAAGCAUGGCUGCUUGCAAGCACAUGAGCCCGGACAGCGGGAAGAUGAAAGGCAAAAUCAAGAGCGGCCUCAGAUAGCACAACUGGCAGACAUGAGGACUCGUAACAAGACCGGUGAACCUCAACCACUGCCAAACCGGUGGAGUAGCCAUCAGCCACAUGAGCCAGCACUACAAGCAUAUGAUCAAAAAACACAGAAGCCACAAAAAAGAGAUAGAGGAAGUUGCAAUCAGACACGUAAAUCUGAAUUAGUCAGAGAAGAGAGAAGCCACUACCACCUACGUGACCUGGAACAAAAAGAAGUUGAAAAUCUUAGCCACCAGCCGCAUGACCCUAAAUGCCUGGACUCAAGACGUCCACACCAAUCAUAUCUACAGGAACCGCUAGAAAUUGACCUCAGGCACUAUGACACAGAUAAGCCAGAAAGAGAUAUAAAUGAAAAAGGGAAAAAAACCGAACGUGAGCUUGAAUAUCCAGAAAGUCAGAAAAAAAUCCAUCAGGAUCAGACCAGGGAAGAACAAUAUGAAGAAAGGAGGAAAGUGCCC